AUGAAUUUUGGUCAUCCUCAUCCCAAGGGUCCUAAGGAAGGCCUGGAGGAUGCGCUGAACCCUGGCUUCGCCCUCCCCCUGACCGAUGCGGACGACGCCUGCCCGGCGCACGUGCGGAGCACUUCGCUGCCGAACGCCACGCUGAACCUCGUCCUGGCGGUGCUGGGGGCGGGGCAACUCACUCUGCCCUAUGCCAUGGGACAGUUGGGUCUCGCACUGGGCAUCACCUGUUUGUUGAUCUUCACCUUGUUCUCCAUGCACUCUUUGAAGACCCUGACCUUGUACGAGCUGCACUUCGCACCCAGCAACUGCCUGGAGACCUAUGCGGAGCUGGUGAUUCGGGUCCUCGGAACACCGGGUCGAGCGAUUUGCAACGCGCUGCUGGUGAUGUAUGCCUGGGGUGGCGCAGUGGCGUUCUUGGUGAUUUUGAAGGGAGAAUCGGAGUUCCUGUGGUGCAACUAUUAUGACUGUCACCAUCAUCCGGAGCAGUGGCAUGUGACGAUUCUAGGAUCAGAUGUCGUGGCCGGCAGUGGCCAAGUUAUUCUGCUGCUGCUGGCGCUCUUCGUCCUCUGGCCCUUGAGCUCCCUGCAGGACCUGUGUUUCAUGAAACGUUUCAGCUGGUUGGGCUGCGCGGCGGCCCUGAUCAUCACCGGGGCGACCUGUUGGACGUCAGGUGUCGCUCCGGGAUCGAUGGGGCGGCUGCUGGAGGUCAUGCGGAAUGACCUUGCAGCGCCUCUGGCGCAGACGUCUGCGCUGAAGGUGGCAGCCUCUCUGCCGCUACUGUCGUUUUCUUUGAACUCCUCCUGGGCCUUCAUUCCCAUCCUCUGCACCUUGAAGGAAAGGACGCAGGGCUACACGAAUGGGUUGAUCUGUGGCAGCAACCUACUGAUUUUCGUGAACUACCUGCUGCUGUGCAUGUUUGGCUACUGCCUGGUGGACGACCCGCAAAACAUCAAACCCAACAUCCUGGAGAACUUGGGACGAGGGCGAGACGUAGGAGAUGGUGGGCUGGUGCUCUUUGCGAAGGCCUCGCUCUGUCUGCAGCUGACCCUGGCGUUGCCGCUGCGUUUCUUCGUCGCUCGGAAGACGCUGCUGGGGGACGCGGGCGGAUGUGCACGUGCUUUGGUGGCCUUGGCGCUGGUUUCUUCCGCCACGCUGCUGGCGCUGCCUGAGAUCUCCCUGGCUUUGGUGCUGGGACUCACCAGCAGCGUUUGCGCCAGCAUGAUCAUCUACAUUUUGCCGGCCAUCAUCGAUUUGAAACUUCAACUGCCAGGUUUCUGGCGCAAAGUGGUUUCACUGCUGAGUUUCUUGCUUGGUUGUUACAUCUUAGUGGCGGGCGUCUACGCCAACAUCGUUGGUGCGGCCGUGGGCGCCGACAGCGGCGAUUGGGGCGACUUCUCAGGGGCCCCCGUGGCACCCGUGGCACCCGUGGCCGCGGCCGUGGCGGCCGCGCCGCCAAUAGCGGCGCCGGCGGGCGGCUUGCUGGAUUUGGAUCUGGACUUCACGGCGCCUCCGCAAGCGCAAGCCGCGGUUGAGACCCCAGCCGCGCCGCAAGCCGUGGCGCCGCAAGCCGUGGCGCCCGUGCAGCAGCCUCCCACGGGUGCUCGCUACUCGGCCUUCGAUGACCUCUGCGAGCCGCCGCAGGGCCCCCAUGGACCCAUGAGCGCCGUGCCGGGCGUGCCGGGCGUGCCGGGCGUGCCGGGCGUGCCGGGCGUGCCGAUGGCCAUGCCGGCAAAUCCGCAGAUGCCCGCUGGCAUGAUGGCCGGUCCCAUGGGUGGUUUGCAAUUGCCAUCUCCUGCGCAGCUUCAGCAAAUGGCACCGGAACAGUUGAUGCAAUGGCAAAUGAUGUUGCAGAGCCAGAUGCAAAUGGUCAUGCAGCUCCUCCAGAGCAAGCAGAGUCAGAUGCCACAGGCUGCGCCACAAGCAGAAGGUCCUGGGCAAUUCAACGACUUGGUCAACGCCUUUCAGCACCGCGCUGGCGCGGUCAACGCCCCACACGCCGGGCACGCGCCUGCCCCGUGUGCUGCACAGGCGCCGGCGGCAGCGGAAUCUGGGAAUCCCUUCGACAUGUUUUAGCGACGCGGCUCACCUUGCAGCAAGAAGAUCUACGGUUCUGUGGACAUACCAACUGGUAAAUUCAAUGGAAA
Messenger RNA from Cladocopium goreaui, 2147 nucleotides. The record is from the annotation of a GenBank genome assembly. NCBI's taxonomy places the organism in Eukaryota, Dinophyceae, Suessiales, Symbiodiniaceae.